AUGGCACAUCUCAGUUGUCAUGACAAUCUAUAUAAUAGAACGGAGUUGUAUUCCCCAGUUGGCGGUUCAACUUUGCAUAGUACGUAUGGAGUGCCUUUGAAUUAUUUUGACCCCCGGUGGGAGGGUCCGAAUGGGAAUCUGCUUCAUACACUCCACGAGGAGAGAAUGAAUAGUGCAAUGGGAAGAAAAAAAAAAAAAAAAAAAAAGACGAAAAUUCGGAUGUGCUACAAUUGUAAGGCAUCCACGACUGGUGAACGAAAAAGUACCGCCGACAAUUGCAGCUACCUGAAUGACAAAUAUAUUAGUAAGUCCAAAAAGGGAGACUACAAACAUGCAAGGAUAAACAUUAGGACAGAUGGACAUUCUACAGAAAGUGAUUACACCGAUGGUACUGAGGACACUGUUCCUACUUUGGACAAAUGGAAGAAACCUCGAAAGAAAUUUAUGGGGAAGUAUUUUUUUUCCGAGAUAGCUAAUAGUUUGCUGCACCCCUGGAAUGUGUAUCCCUCUACUGUACCUCAGUUGGGUGUAGUGAACCCUCACCUUGACUGUUUGCAUUAUUCGAUAGGUGCGAAGAGAAAGUGGCGAGAACACUGCAUAAAACCGGAAAUUAUCGUCCGAUUUUAG
Molecule: messenger RNA, 627 nt
Organism: Plasmodium coatneyi
Lineage: Eukaryota; Apicomplexa; Aconoidasida; Haemosporida; Plasmodiidae
Exons: 2
Coding region: 1-627 (208 amino acids)
Source: RefSeq, a predicted model, not a curated record